AUGUCUGACGAAAUAGAGUGCCUAGAACCAGAAGCUUUGGCCAAAUGGUUGAGAGACAAAGGUUUGGAUGAAGCAACUACUCAAAAACUUGAAGAGAAUAUGGUUGAUGGAAAUAUGUUUAUGAAUCUAAAUGAUGGGGAUUUGAAGGAUCUUUUUGAUGCCUUUAUUGUUAGGAAGAAGAUAAGAGAUAUUCAAAUGCAACAGAGAGAACUUAAAGAAGAAGAAAUAACACCACCAAAGGCAAAGAAAAUGAAAUAUGAACAACUUCCUGCUCUACCAACACUCUCGGAGCCUUCAUCUUCUAAAAAGGUUGCACCGAUCAACAGGGCAUUGUCUUUACAACCUAAAUCUUUCGAUGAAAACUCAUUUAACACUGUGCCAAUUCCAAACUGUGCAGUGCUAGCGAAUCCCAAAGAACAUUCUGAAAAAGAAGUUGAUAAUGCCAGAGUGAGAAUCAUUCGCCUUACAAUGGAUUCUCUAAUUACCAAAUGUGCUGACAGACCUACAGAGCUAGAGCUAAUUCAUCUGGCUAAGUCCAUUGCAACACAGUACAGCAUUUUGCGAGAUGACCGAGGGCUUCCUGUUCGAGAUAAUUAUGUAAUGCAUGUGAAAACAUCCACAUCUUGCUGCCUGUGCAUAGAGGAGUGAAAAAGUUUUUGGAGAGGAGGAUGUACAAUGUGACUCCUGCACGGACCAAUAGAGGGAGGAAAAAAACUAAAACUGUGGAGACCACUGUCAUCACAACUGUACAUGUACAUGAAACCCAAAGUGCCGAGGAGAAAAAGAGUAGUGAGGAACCUAAAGAAAAAGAACAGGAAAAUCAAAGUUUUGUGCAAAGUUCUGGGGAGGAAAAGAGUAGCAAGGAACCUAAA
Messenger RNA from Saccostrea cuccullata (small rock oyster), 872 nucleotides. RefSeq lists its product as uncharacterized. The record is from RefSeq and is a predicted model, not a curated record. The coding region runs from base 1 to 648 and encodes 215 amino acids. Lineage: Eukaryota; Metazoa; Mollusca; Bivalvia; Ostreida; Ostreidae. The transcript has 6 exons.